Molecule: messenger RNA, 1685 nt
Organism: Heterocephalus glaber (naked mole-rat)
Lineage: Eukaryota; Metazoa; Chordata; Mammalia; Rodentia; Bathyergidae
Gene: Ints12
Product: integrator complex subunit 12
Biological process (GO): snRNA 3'-end processing
Cellular component (GO): integrator complex
Source: RefSeq, a predicted model, not a curated record
CCUCGUCCCUGGUCCCUGGCGUCCUGUGCUGGGCCUCCCUCGUGUCGGGCCGUGCCGUGAUCGGAGGGUUAACACCGCUUCCCUGAAGUCCCCUCCCGUCGCUUUCCGGCUUCUCUGCCUCUCCGUUCGUGUUGGGAUCGGUGCCCGCAUCACCUGCCCUGCGUUUCCGGGCGUGUCCCUAAGGAGUUUGCAAUGGCUGCAACUGUGAACUUGGAACUGGAUCCUAUUUUUCUGAAAGCACUAGGUUUCUUACAUUCAAAGAGUAAAGAUUCUGCUGAAAAGCUGAAGGCGUUGCUGGAUGAGUCUUUAGCUCGGGGCAGUGAUUCAAGUUACCGUCCAGCUCAGAAGGAUGUGGAGCCACCCAAAAUUUCAAGCACGAAAUCUAUUUCUAUUAAGCAAGAGCCCAAAACAUCAUCCAGUCUUCCUCCUGCCAAUAACAAUGGCAAAGUCCUUCCAACUGAAAAGGCGAAGAAAGAGGCUGAAAAGAGGCCUGCUGAUAAAAUGAAGACAGAUAUCACUGAAGGAGCUGAUAUCCCUAAGAAACCGAGAUUGGAGAAACCAGAGACGCGGUCCUCUCCCAUCACCGUCCAGACCAGCAAGGAUCUGGCCAUGACUGACCUCUCCAGCUUCGAGGAGACCAGCGCUGAUGACUUCGCCAUGGAGAUGGGGCUGGCCUGUGUCGUUUGUAGACAGAUGACGGUGGCAUCUGGUAACCAGCUGGUGGAAUGUCAGGAGUGCCAUAACCUCUACCACCAGGACUGCCACAAGCCCCAGGUGACAGACAAGGAGGUGAACGACCCUCGCCUGGUGUGGUACUGCGCCCGAUGUACCCGGCAGAUGAAGAGGAUGGCUCAAAAAACUCAGAAACCACCACAGAAACCAGCCCCCACCGCUGUUUCUGUAGCUCCGGCUGUCAAGGAUCCCUUGGUUAAGAAACCGGAAACCAAACUCAAGCAAGAGACCACCUUCCUUGCAUUCAAGAGGACAGAAGUCAAGACAUCCACUGUUACUUCAGGAAGCUCCUCUAGUGCCAGUGUCUCUUCUUCAGCAACCAGUGGCCUAACUGGAUGGGCAGCUUUUGCAGCUAAAACGUCCUCUGCUGGCCCAUCAACAGCAAAAUUGAGUUCCACGACACAGAACAGUGGUGGGAAGCCUGCCGCCUCCUCAGCUGGCCAGAAGCCCGUGGGUUUGACUGGACUGGCAACGUCAUCCAAAGGUGGACUUGGCUCCAAGAUCGGGUCCGGCAACAGCACUUCACCCACCGUGCCACUGAAACCGCCACCUCCGUUGACCCUGGGCAAAACUAGCCUUAGUCGCUCAGUGAGUUGUGACAAUGUCAGCAAAAUAGGUCUUCCGAGUCCCACUAGUUUAGCUCCAGGGAGCAGCAGCCAACUGAGUGGAAAUGGAAAUAGCGGCUCAUCAGGGCCCAAUGGAAAUUCCACUGGCAAAACCACUUCAGAAGCUAGCAGCAGCCCGGCAGCUUCCCUUAAAGGUCCAACGUCACAGGAGUCCCAGCUCAACGCCAUGAAGCGGUUACAGAUGGUGAAGAAGAAAGCAGCCCAGAAGAAACUCAAGAAGUGAAGUGGCCGAGUAGGUUGUUCUGCCAUGUUACCCUGGAGAUGAAAAAGCUACUCUAGGACAUGCGCUGCCAUAUUCCAUAAUUUAAUAAAAAUCAUGAUAAUCCA